AUGGCCUUCUCACAUCACUUUGAUCUUCAACACUUUGACCAGUGGUGGAAUGAGUCUAACCCUGCUCACACAAACUUUUCCCACAUUCCAACAUAUCGUCUAGGAAAAUUCAUAUCAGAUACCAGGACUUAUGAGCUUUUCCAUGAUCAUGAACUGCUGGCCAUGAUUCCUGCUCACUACAGGAAUGGCCUGAGAUUUCUCAAUCAUGACAUUAUCUGUUUUCAAAAACUGCUGCAACAUCCUAGACCUUCAUACCGUCCUGAUCUCUUGCAGCUCAAGUAUGAGAUCUUUGGAAGGGAACUCUUGGUACUGAGCAAAAUAAGGGAGUGGUUUAUUCAGGAGGUCCGUAGUGGAUGUCUGGCUGACCAGCCUGAGACAUGGAUGUCUCCCAUCAUGAACUCUUUCUUGGCUUAUAUGUAUUAUUGUGGAUCUGUGAAUCCUUGUCAUAAAUCCCUCAUGAUGAAUAGUGUUCUAGAUGAUCCUCAAACAUACGAUUGGUAUAGUUGGGCAGAAAAGCAAGUGGUUCCAGGUUUAUGGGGAAGACUGCCAGAGCAUCCUGAAGAAUACCAGGCUGCUAUGUUGCAAGCCAUCAUAGCCCAAAUUGCACUGGAGCCUCAUACAGAGUCUCCUGGGCCAUGCUCUGAAAUGUGGUGCAAGGGCAUGAUCGACAUGAUGAUUCAAACCAGACUAGAAAUUGAGAGUGAGGUUGCUGUGGACAAGUCUGAACAAGAGAUGCCAGGGAAGUAUAUGUCUAAUGAAGCAGUGAGAAAGGCAAGGGGUCGGCCCAAAGGAGUGUGCAACAGCAUAAUUGUGGUGCCUCAGAUGCAGUCCAAAUCCCCCAUGAAACUACGCAGCAUGAAUAAAUCUGGAUGUUUAUCUAGAUUAUCAGCUCUAUCCAUCAGCGGGGAUCUUGUUCCAGAAAUACCCAUGACUAAAGAUGCUAAAGAAAUGGAAGAGCUUGACCAGGUCCUGAGAUUAAAGACUUCCCCUCCAGACUCUCUCCUGGCCGUAGCAACACCUACCAGAAAAUCUGGUGCUUUGGCAGACAGGAAUACCCUCUUAGAUCUGGCAUCGUUGAACCAGGCACAGCCUGCCAAAAGGCUUCAUGUUUUCUUGAACAAGAAACCAUCCGAACCAAGCCAGACAUCAUCAGACUUUGCAGCAGCUGCUGUUGCACCUUCAUAUGUCAUGGAACUAAGAUCUGAUUACGGUACACCAAGUUCAAACUCCCCAUUGUGUUCAGAAGAUUUGCCGUAUGAUAUGGAUGUGGACCAGGCUGUAGAUGUCGAUAGUUCACUUGGACAUGCAUCUCUGGCCACCCCUGAUUCAUAUCCAGAAGAUUUGCCGUAUGAUAUGGAUGUGGACCAGGCUGUAGAUGCCAAUAGUUCACUUGGACAUGCAUCUCUGGCCACUCCUGAUUCAUGCCUAGACUUACCAGGGAACGAUACAUCUUUGCCAAUGGCUUCCAACCACCUAGAAGAAUCUGUUGCAUCUAUAUUCACUCCUCCAGGUACACUGCUUCUAUCAAAGGAUGAUCUGCAGAUGUCUGCUAUCUCUUCUCCUUCCUGUUCCAGGAUGGAGCUUGAACGGUCUUUACCUAUUCCAUCACCCUCUAUGUCCAGUUCUGAUGAAUCUGCUCAAACACCUCCGAUCACUAGCAAAACAUCCAAAGGCACUUUGGUUUUUACCAAGAGUCACGAUACCAAGUUUUCCUAUGAUUCAGUCACAUUCAUACCAACUGCACCCAGAUCCAGAGUCAAAUCCAAAUCCAAAUCCAAAUCCAGUUCAAAGGUACCUAUACGUGCCCCACCUGGCCAGAACAACGAGAGUCAAAUGUUGAACAAGGGCAAGGAAAAAGCAAAGGCGACAUGUUCAAAAGAGUCUCAAAAAUCUAGUCUGCAGGAGAGAGCAAAGAGCAAGGACGAGAGAAAUAUGGAGAUCUCAGAUGAAUCUCCAAUGCCUCAUCCUGGUCCUAGUACCAGGUCCAAGAUCACUGAGACGCUGCCUGCAAACAUGUCAAAAGUGGCUAAAUCUUGUCAGAUUGCUCAGGAAUCUGAGAAUCGGACAUGGAGUGAUAGGUUUCUUACAUUCUUUGGGUACCUUGGGCGUGAUUGGGCCCAAUCUCCUGCACUUCAAAAUGAUAUAAAAUUGCAGGUUGGCAAGGCCAUGAUCUCUAGAGAUGUUGAGAAGCAGAUCAAGAAUGACAUGCAUGUGAUAGUCAAGUAUGUCUAUUGGAUGAAAAAACGGAGGGGAGCGGUCAAACUUCAAGAACAGCCUGAAGUUGGUUUCAAAGUUCUAUUUGAACUUUUACAAAUGAGGUCUUAG
Suillus discolor is the source of this 2325-nucleotide messenger RNA. RefSeq lists its product as uncharacterized. NCBI's taxonomy places the organism in Eukaryota, Fungi, Basidiomycota, Agaricomycetes, Boletales, Suillaceae. Bases 1 to 2325 code for a protein of 774 amino acids. The record is from RefSeq and is a predicted model, not a curated record. The transcript is spliced from 10 exons.